Molecule: messenger RNA, 1281 nt
Organism: Nelumbo nucifera (sacred lotus)
Lineage: Eukaryota; Viridiplantae; Streptophyta; Magnoliopsida; Proteales; Nelumbonaceae
Source: RefSeq, a predicted model, not a curated record
AUGAUCUUGCGUAGGACAACUCGCAUCAAGCAUGUGGCUUUCCGCCGAUUAGUACCACCCAUUGUGAUUGCUCUCUGGGGAGUUCUGUUGCUGGUUUUCCUCUAUCAAAUUUAUCAUUUCACAUGGGUUUCUGAUGAAAAUUAUGUGUUGAGCUAUAGAACCCAUGAUUGGAAAGAAAAACCCAAGCUCCCUGAACGUACCAAUUUGUCAAUUUCAUUGGAGAAAAGGAAUGGGUUGCCACCUAGAAACUUGGAUCUUUUCCCAAAUCUAGUAAAUGACCAUAUAGUGAUUGUUCUGUACGUUCACAACCGACCUCAGUAUCUAAAGAUAGUUGUAAAAAGCCUGUCUGAGGUAGAGGGUAUAGGUGAAACUCUAUUGAUAGUUAGCCAUGAUGGGUACUUUGAAGAAAUGAAUAAGAUAGUUGAAGGAAUUCGGUUCUGCCAAGUAAAACAGAUUUUCGCUCCAUACUCACCUCACUUGUUCUCCAAUAGCUUUCCUGGUGUCUCCCCCGGAGACUGUGAAGGUAAAUAUGAUCUAUCAUCCAAGAAGAACUGCAAGGGAGAUCGUGAUCUGUAUUGGAACUACAGGUCUCCAAGAAUUGUGUCGCUAAAGCAUCAUUGGUGGUGGAUGAUGAACACAGUAUGGGAUGGGUUGAAUGAGACUAUGCAACAUUUGGGUCAUAUCCUCUUCAUAGAGGAAGACCACUUCAUUCUUCCUAAUGCAUAUCGGAACAUCCAACUACUUACCAUGUUAAAGCCUCAGAAAUGUCCUCGUUGCUAUGCUGUAAAUUUGGCUCCUGCUGAUGUGAGCUCAAGAGGAGAAGGUUUGGCGAGUCUGUUUGUGGAGAAGAUUGGAAAUGUUGGUUAUGCUUUUAACAGGACUGUUUGGAGGAAGAUCCAUUCAAAGGCAAGAGAUUUCUGCUCAUUUGAUGAUUACAACUGGGAUGUAACAUUGUGGGCUAAGGUUUAUCCCUCCUUUGGUGGCCCUGUUUAUACUUUGAGGGGACCUAGGGCAAGUGCAUUUCACUUUGGUACUUGUGGCUUGCAUCUGGGACAAGAGGAGAAGGCUGCUUGCUUUAAUAAUGGAUCCGUGAACAUAGUACUAGAAAAGGCUGAUAAGAUUGUGAACAUCAACUCAGAUUGGGAAAUACAUUUGGUAAAGCAUAAAACACUGCAUCAACCUGGAUUCAUGGGUUGGGGUGGGUGGGGGGAUGUGAGGGAUCAUCAACUGUGCUUAGAUUUUGCUGAAAUGUAUCACUCAGGCAAUAACCCAAAACCUUGA